Drosophila bipectinata is the source of this 3978-nucleotide messenger RNA. RefSeq names its product PAR-domain protein 1 (gene Pdp1). Lineage: Eukaryota; Metazoa; Arthropoda; Insecta; Diptera; Drosophilidae. Gene Ontology annotation, cellular component: nucleus. The record is from RefSeq and is a predicted model, not a curated record. Gene Ontology annotation, molecular function: RNA polymerase II cis-regulatory region sequence-specific DNA binding; DNA-binding transcription factor activity, RNA polymerase II-specific. Gene Ontology annotation, biological process: regulation of transcription by RNA polymerase II.
AAGAAAGUGAAUAAAAAAACAGUGAUUUUGUGGAGAGACAAUGCGCACAACUUUUGGUCGUGGCCCAAAGUUCAUUCUGCUUAGCAGCAAGUUCAACCACGUCCAGCACAAGGAGGUGAUCACCUAAGUCACCUACCCGGUCACCCCAAUCCCAGUGAAAGACCCAGUGAAGUCCCAGACCCAGUGCAGAACCCAGUGAGCAGGCACCAUGUCGUCGGACACCAACUCCUGCACCAGCUUCUUCGCCCAGGAGCAUGCCAAUGCCACCUUGUCGCAGUAUUUCCAGCAACUCAACUCCCAGGUGGCGGCGGCUGUCACCAACAGCGGCAGCAGCAACAGCAGCAGCAACAACGGCAGCGGUGGCAACAACAACAAUACCAACAACAGCGGCAACAACAGCAGCAGUGGCAACAGCGACAGUGGCAACGACGGCAGCAUGACAGGAUCUUCAGCCAAUCUGGAUAAUCAUCGCAGCAGCGUGAGCAGCAAUGAUUCAGGGAAGAGCAGUGUCGGAGGUGGCAGUGGCGGUGCCACUGGCGUGUGGGCCUUGCAACAGCAGCAACAGGCGGCACUGCACCACCACCAGCAGCAGCAACAACAGCAGCAACAGCAACAGCAGCAGCAACACCAACAGCACUUGCAGCAACAGCAGCAGCACGCACAUCACCAGCAUGUAGCUGCCGUCUUGCAGCAGCAACAACAGCAGCAGCCGCAUGGACUGCAUCAGCAGCAUGGACAGCAGCAACUCCACGGCCAUACACAGCACCAGCAUCAUUCCCACCAGCAGCAGCAGCAACAGCAGCAACAACAACAACAGCAGCAGCAGCAACACCAUCAUCAGCAGCAGCAGCAACACGCUCAGCAGCAGCAGCAGCAACAUCACGCCGUCCAACUGGCCCACACACUCUCCUCCGCGGCCGUGGCCGCUGCCGCCGCCUCCUCCAACAACGGCAACAACAACAGCAACAACACCAACCCCCACUCGAUCUUCGGCAGCGGCAACUUCCACUACAAGACCAACAACUCGUGGACCCUGCCCACGCUGGCCUACCAAAGGAUCUACCAGGACAGCCCGCACUAUCAGCGCAACUCCUUCAUGGAUCCCCAGAGCAAUGCCGCAGUGGCAGCAGCUGCGGCUGUUGCAAGCGGGGCUCAGAAUUCCGGGGCGAAUCCCGGGGGCAAUAAUAAUCCCUCUGUGGGCGGGCAGAAUAGAAAUGGUCCAAAUCCCGGACAGAACAACAGUGGGAAUAACAACAACAACAAUAAUAAUAAUAACAACAAUGUAUCCUCCGUGCAACAUGUGGCAAAUGCCGUGGCAGCUGCCGUAAUCGCCAAUGAGCAUCAGAAUCACUUGAACAGCCUCAAGGCGCGAUUUCAGCCAUCCAGUUCAGGCAGGAAAUCUCCAUUUUUGGGUUUCAUUUGCAAAGCAAACGGCAAAUCCACAUCGAAUAGCAAAGAAAUCAUCUGCCCAGAUGACAAGUACAAGGAGGAGGGCGACAUCUGGAAUGUCGAGGCGCAAACGGCGUUCCUGGGCCCCAACCUGUGGGACAAGACCCUGCCCUACGACGCCGACCUCAAGGUAACACAAUAUGCCGACCUAGACGAGUUCCUGUCGGAAAACAAUAUACCUGAUGGCCUCCCCGGCACACACCUGGGUCACUCGGGCGGCCUGGGUCACCGGUCCGACUCCCUGGGACAUGCGGCGGGCCUCUCCCUCGGCCUGGGCCACAUAACCACAAAGCGGGAGCGGUCGCCCUCGCCGUCCGACUGCAUUAGUCCGGACACGCUAAAUCCUCCAUCGCCGGCCGAGUCAACAUUUUCGUUCGCCUCCUCGGGCCGUGACUUUGAUCCGCGGACCCGAGCCUUCUCCGACGAGGAGCUCAAGCCGCAGCCGAUGAUCAAAAAGUCACGCAAGCAAUUUGUUCCAGAUGAGCUCAAGGACGACAAGUACUGGGCCCGCCGCCGGAAGAACAACAUUGCCGCCAAGCGAUCCCGCGAUGCCCGGCGCCAGAAGGAGAACCAGAUUGCGAUGCGGGCACGCUAUUUGGAGAAGGAAAAUGCAACAUUACAUCAGGAGGUGGAGCAGUUGAAACAGGAGAACAUGGACUUGCGUGCACGUCUAUCGAAAUUCCAAGAUGUGUAAUGAUAAAUACAAUUUUGUGACUUGGCCUGAGGACACCACAACAAUUAAAUAAUAAUAACUAUUGAUAAAAUUACAAUAAUCGUAAUUAUGCUAAAACUACUAAUAAUGUUUAGUAAUGCAGACAUGAAAACCUACACUAUCUGAAUAUAUAUGCAAAGUAUAAUAGUAAGCAAACACACACCCGCACACCCUCACAGACACCCCGAAGGCGGUGUCGAGCUCCGGUUAAAUAUUUAUUUAAUGCUAAAAAAGUAAAAUAACUAAAAACACUGGAAGAAAAAAACAUGGAAACUAAAAAAAAAGAAGACGAAACAUUUUUAAAGAGUAGCCAAAAAAAAGAAAGUCUCACUGGCAGAGUCCCCGAAGCUCUGCAGCCGAAGCUUUUUGCCUUUACCGUAGCAUUCUUCCGAGCGCAAUCAGAGAAUCCUAACAAAGAAAAGAACACACGAACACCUGUAGAGCCCGAAGCCUAGAAUUGUUAUCUUUUAAAUUGUUUGAUAGUUGUUUAGUCUAGUUUUACGCAGUCUUUCUUCUGAUCAGAUCACUCUUUCUCCUGCAACUUUCUACAUCAUUUUCGCCCUUAGUUCUUCCUAUUCUUACACUUCUACUACUUUUUACUUCUUACGACUACUACUAUUUUAACAUUUAUUAAUUUUUUUGUAAUUAGUUUUCGGUUAAGUUUUGCUUUAGCGAUUAGAGAAAGGAACCACACACACACAACCAAUUCAUAUUGUAAAUAAUUUCGUUGCCUUUUUUUCAAAUUAACUCGAGAGGAGAUAUAAAAUAAAAAGCAUAAAAAAAUCUUGUAUAAAAAAUUGCAAAAUGAAAACCCACAAAAAAAAAAACAACAAAAACAUGAAAAAGAAACGCUAAGGAAAACCAUUUAGAAAUGAGCAAAGAACUUCCCUCCUCAGUUGCCGGGCACUUGGCAGCUGGUUAGUUUAAGUGAGCUAUGAUUUUUAUAAAAACCUAAACACAAAAAAAAAGAUAUCAGAAAACCCUAAAAAAAAAUUAUGAGAAACUGACGGACAGACAAGACAGAGACACAGAUAAAUGCUAAACUAGAAGUGAAAUAGUUUUCGUUGUUGAUUUGUUGAUACUAAAAUAACCGACCCAGAACUAACCCCAGACAUAGUCAGUCAUGGUUCGAGCAAGUGCAAGAAAGCCAGAAAAGGAUGGUCCUUUUCUUACUAUUACUAACCCCCCCUUCAGCUGCUCCCCCUCAACCACCACUUUUCUUAAAAAUUUCCCCUAUUUAGUUUGUAAAAAAUAUUAUUUGUUUAAUUUUUAUAUAACGAGAAAAAAACUAUUUCUUUUGGUGUGAUUUGCAAGAUCUUAAAGAAACGAUAAAUAAAAAGUUUUUACAUAAUAUUAAAUAAGUAUGUUACUUUAAAGUUUAAACUUUUAAACCUAUUUGGCACUAGUUAAGUUUAAUAAUUAUUAUUAUUAUUAUUAUUUGUUAUACAUUUGAGUUACACUUACCUGCAUACAAUUAUCUAGACACUAAGACAAAAAAUAUAUGAAAGAGAAAAAGCAAAAAAAAUAUCACAGACCGAGAGCAAAAUUUAUAUUUUAUAUUCAGAAACGAGAAUGGAAGCUAAUACUAAAAAAUGGAAAAGUUAAUUAAGUUCAUUAAGCACUUCUUCUUAACAAAUUUCAAUAAGUUUUAUUUAUUCUAUGGAAAAAUGUGCAAAACCAACAAAAACAGAAACACAAAGCAAAGAUUGAUGAUUGAUGAUUGAGGCGAAUGAGAAUGAGUAACAAAAAAUGAGAAAGCAAACAACAUAAAUUUGUGUGUAAUAAUAAAAUCUAAGCGUUGCUUUUAAAUAUCGAAA